Molecule: messenger RNA, 837 nt
Organism: Saccharomyces mikatae IFO 1815
Lineage: Eukaryota; Fungi; Ascomycota; Saccharomycetes; Saccharomycetales; Saccharomycetaceae
Gene: OAR1
Product: 3-oxoacyl-[acyl-carrier-protein] reductase (NADPH)
Exons: 1
Coding region: 1-837 (278 amino acids)
Molecular function (GO): oxidoreductase activity, acting on the CH-OH group of donors, NAD or NADP as acceptor
Source: RefSeq, a predicted model, not a curated record
AUGCAUUAUUUACCGGUUGCGAUAGUAACAGGUGCCACUAGGGGUAUAGGGAAAGCAAUAUCUCAGAAAUUGCUCCAGAAAGGUUUAAGUUGCAUUAUGCUGGGAUCCACUAAAGAGAGUAUAAAGUAUGUCGCAAUGGAUAAGGACUAUUCACAAUCAAAAUCUUUAUAUCAGCGACACUGUGCAAUGGCAAUCGAUUUCAAAAAAUGGCCUCACUGGCUUGACUGUGAGACAUAUGACGGUAUCGAGUACUUCAAAAAUAAACCGCCUUUGAAACAGAAAUAUCAUACAGUGUUUGACCCAUGUGACAAGUGGUCAACUAAUGAGCUUUAUUAUUAUGUAAACUUACUGAUCAAUUGCGCUGGGUUGACACAAGAAUCAUUAAGUGUAAGAACCACUGCUUCCCAAAUGCAAGAUAUAAUGAAUGUUAACUUCAUGAGUCCUGUGACAAUGACAAAUAUCUGCAUAAAACAGAUGAUGAAGUCUCAAAGAAGGAGGCCAGAACUUUCUAAUGAAUCUGCUCAACUCACCAUCAUAAAUAUUUCGUCAAUCUUACAUUCCGGGGAAAUGAAAGUUCCAGGUACAUCUGUUUACUCGGCCUCUAAAGCCGCAUUGUCUCGAUUCACAGAAGUUUUAGCUAGAGAAAUGGAACCAAGAGGUGUUCGUUGUUUCGCGGUAUCUCCAGGCCUGGUCAAGGGUACCGAUAUGAUUCAGAAUUUGCCAGUGUCAUCUAAAGAAGUACUGGAGACCGCCAUUGGCACAAACGAACUCAGCACACCUGCCGAGGUGGCACAGGAGGUUUGGUCUCUAUAUAAUAAUACUAAGAUGCACAAGUAA